GUGUACAUCAAGUCCUCGAUAAUGUUUUCAUUAGUUCGAAUAAUUUUAUCGUGUAAAGUGUAAAUUUACUUCGAAAGGAAGCAUUAAUCUCUGAACUUUCCCUUCUCGAGACGAACCUACCUGCCACCAUGUCAACUCCAAGCAAAUCUGAUGUCGUUGACGAUCCUGAAUUGCUGGAAUUGCAAUCAAGUUUCAGCGAACAACAGGCGAAAAUAACAGCCCUUCGCGAGAUCAUUCGACAGACCGAGGUAGUGAACGAUAUGAAGAAUGCAACAGCGCAGGAGAAAGUGAAAAACAUUGCACAGCGUUUGACUCACUUCAAGACGAAGGUUACCACUUCACGGCUGAAUCGAGCCAACAGUGCAAACACUUCGCUACUCGCGCCAAUCACCGAGCCGAAUGUCAAAUACCCGGGCGAUCGUGCGGAUGCGGCCACCACAUCGUUCCAGCGUGGCCGAUCGGAAUCGUCACCGAUGGAGAAGUGCUCGUUGCUGCGGCAGCAGAUCGAGAAAAAUCGGCUGAAGAUGGCAGAACGAGAGUCGUGCAAACGAGAAAUCGAGGAGAAGGUGAUCGAAAUCAAGCACAAACUUGAGACGACGCAGCAAACGCUGGAAAAAUCGACCGAACACGACCGACGGCGCUCGUACAUCGACGGACUCGACACGCUAGCGCUGGACGAUGUGGGGCCACAUGUCUUUGAUCCAUCCAUUCGGCAAGGGCUUGCAAUCAACCAAUCCAUAUCCAUUGUUGACGAUUCGCCGUGGCUUAACUCGACCGCAUACGGUAGCAGGGAGGAAAGCGAUUCGUCGUUCUACAAGGAUAGUAAGCAAAACCCCACCAGUAGCAGUAUUCCGACCGCCGUGGCCACGCAGACCAAGAACGAUGAUCUGCUGGAAGGUGAACUGAAAGCACUCAACGAAUGCCUACAAGAGAAGAACAGCAUCAUUGAUGAUCAAUUGCUGGCGGUGUGCCAGUUAGUAAACAAUGUUACUGGCUUUGAGUGUGCCUGGGAUGAAGAUACGCAUCGCGAUAUCUCGCUCGUAAAGGAGCUGCACCGUUUACAGGUGAACCUCCUUGAGAAAGCUCAUAAAUUAACGAUAGAAGAAGCAGAAACUCGCCUUCUGGAAACCUACGGUUACGAUCCACUGGAAAGAAUUAGAGAAAAGUCCAAUCAAACGCAGCAUGAAAAAGAGUGUCAAAAUCCACCCGGAGAAUGGAGCCAGGACGUUGCAAACGAAGAGGGUGUUGACCUACGCAACGCGUUAGAAAAAAUAGCCUCGCUCGAGCAUAGCAUAGCUGCCCAGGACCAGGAGAUGGAAAAAAUGAAUCAGCAAAUGGCUGACCUGCGCCAAUCGCUGGAGGAGAAAACGAUCGAACUUAACGUGAUGACGGCGAACGUGUCGGUGCUGCAGGAAAAGCUGAAGAGCAGUGGCCCGAAGCCACUGUUUCCGCGUUCGGCCGACGAAGAGCUGGAAACGGAAGCAACGAAGCUGAGGCAGCAGCUCGACGAGUCGAACAAAACGAUGAUCAAAUGCAAACUACGCAUCAAGCAGCUGCAGAAGCAGGUGGAUACGUUCAAGAAGGUUUCCAACGUGCACGAGGAGGUGGCCCGGUUGACCGAGGAACUGAACGCGCUGUCCGCGGCGGGAGGGGACGGUACUCGGCAAUCCAGCAGGGGUGAAGCCGUCGGUGAGGAAGGCACGCUUGCACCGGAAGUGCAGAAGCGCAUCGAAACGCUCGAGCUGACGUGCCAGAACCAGGCGACGGCAAUGCAGCUGCUCGAGGAGCAGAAGAACGAUUUGAGCGAGGAUUUGUGUCGCACACGAAAUGAGCUGCAGCUGCUGAACGAGCGAGCGGUGGUGGUGGUGGGGGGACCGGAAGUACAUGGUGAUAACGGUGCAAUAGCGACCCAAAUGCUCUCGAUCGAGCUGGAGGAGCAGCUGGAGAAGUGUCUCGCGGACAAAACCGAGCUCACGAAGGUGCUGCACACGUGGGAGGCAGAGAAGGCGGAGCUGCAGCAGAAGCUGAAGCAGGCCAUGGAGGAAAACGGCGAGCUGCUGGGCAGAAUCGAAAAGCUUAGCAUCGAGAAGGUUAGCUCGGCGGAGUCGAUCGAAAUACUGGAAAACUUAACGGCGCAUGAGAAGCAGGAGAUGGAGAAGUCGGAAAAGCGUGCCCUCGGCCAGGCGGACGACACCGACGGCGGGGGGCCGGCGGUCGAGCGGGACGAUUCGAAGGAAAAUCUGAACGAAAGCCUACUGAAGCUGAUGGAAGAAAGCAAGGAGCUGAUGGAUAAGGUGGAGAUGUUCACCGACGAGCGGCGCGAGGUGCUAGAAAAGCUGGACGCCAUUUCGAUCGAGAACCAGGCGUAUAUCAGCGAGCUGGAGAGGCUGAAGCAGAUCAACGCGCAGCUUUGCAGCUACAGCAUGGAGCUGGAGUCGACCAAGUCCAGCCUGGAGGAGAAGCUACAGGCAAUACACGUCGAGAAGGAAAGCAUCCUGCACGAGCUGGACACAGCGCGUACGGUGGGAGGCAAAGUGGUGGCGGUGGAAGAGGGCACACCUCCGGUCAGCUUCCAAUCGUCGUCGGCACCGGAUCCGGCAGCGACGUCCACCGACGAGGCGUACGAACAGGCACUGAUCGCGCUCGAGAACGAGUUGGCCAACUAUCAUAAAAACAAAGACAAGCAGAAGAAGCUGCAGGUGUCGAAGAAGCUGGCGUCGAACGCUAAAAAUCUAAUAACCGCAAGCAGGCAGCUAGUGAACGACUACAACGCGUGCCUGCUCGAGCGGUCGAAGUUGUGCGAACAGAUAGCGAUGCUGUCGCAGCAAAAGCAAACGGCCGAUGCGGCAGGCUUCGAGAAGGAGGAGUCCGCUGUGGAACGCGCGGAGCGAUAUCAGCUAGACGCGCUGAAGCGCGAGCUCGAGGUGGCGUCCGAAAAGAGCUCCGACGACGAACCGGAGCUGCUGAAGGUAGAGCUGAAUAGUAAGAACGAGGAAAUCGUCGCGCUGAAGCGAAUGAUGGAGGCGCAGGCGAAAGCGAAGUCGACGGAGAUGCUUCACCUGCAGCAGCAGCUGCACGAGGCACGGGAGCAGUCGCACCUACUGCAGCUGCGAGCGGACAAAGCGGAGCAGCUGGGGCCCAAGUACGAGCUGCUGUGCGCCGAAAGUGACGCCAACGAGGAAAGGAUCGAGCAGCUGACCACGGAACUGCGCCGAGCGAACGAAGCCGUCCAGCAGAAGGGUGAAACCAUCGCCACGCUGGAGCACCGCAUCGACGAGCUGUCCCGGUCGGCGGAAGCGUUGGAGCAACGGAUUGAGGAGCUGCAAGCUGCCAACACGCGCGCGGACGAACACCCGGCGAAGGCUGAGCUCGAGCAGAAGAACCAAGAGUUGCUGGACAAGCUGAAGAAGUUCGCCGCCAAUCUGAAGCGCAAGAACGCGCAAUGUACCGAGCUGGAGCAGGAAAACAAGCAGCUGGCCGAGGCGAACCGGCGGCUGAUGGAGGAGCAGCAACAGCUCUCUUCGCCGCCAGAGAACGACGACACUGCGUUGCGGGAGGAAAACGAGCAGCUGGCGCAAAAGCUUCAUCAUCUCAACAACGAGCUUCACCGCUUGCUCGAACAGAAGUACCAGCUGGAGGCGGAAUGUGAGGCAGGUCGCGACGAGCGGGCCGCACUCGGUAGCCAGCUGGCCGCCGCCCAGGAAGAGCGCACCGCGCUCGACAAUCGGGUACGCGAGCUCGAGCAGGAGCUGGAGCAGCUGCGGGUCGAGCUAGACGCGGGCCGGAAGGAGGUCGCCAGUAAGAACGCUAAGAUCGAAAAGUGCAAGGCAAUCAUCAAGGAGAAGAUCAAGGAAGCGCACCGGCUGCAGGAGCACGAGCGCCGCACGGCCUACCUGGAGGACGAGCUGCGCAUGACGCAGAGCAAGCUGGAAGACUUCCACAACCAAACGCUGCUGCUCGGGCGGCUGAAGGGCGAGAAGGAGGAGCUGAAUGCGGCGGUCAAAGCGGAACACGAGCAGCGCCGUCGCCUGCAGCACCUGCUGGACGAGAGCGAGCGGAAGCUAGCGGGGGCGCACGACAAGGAGCGCUCGUUGAGCGAUCUGCUAGCCCAGGUGGAGGCUUGGGUAAGGCGAUUCGGCGACCGGUGGCACUCUGGCGGUGAACCCGUGCCUCCGAUCGAUAACAUUUCGCAUCUCGCCGAGUGGUGCGCAGUGUUGGUAGAGGCGGAGCGGGCUAUCGAACGAACGCUCGCGCAAAAAACGCAAGAACUAGCCGGCGUCGACGCGCGUCUGCACGAUUCGGAACAGAGCGCCCGCAAGCUGCACGCCGAAAUGGAGCACACCCGUGGGCAACUGUCAACGAUGCAGCAGGCGACCGGCGAACAACAGCAAACAAUCGCCAAGCUAGCGCAGGAGCUCGAGCAAGCCCAGGGCGAGCUGCAGCGUACGAUGUGCUCAAGCACGCAGAUGGCUCAACUGCAGUCCGACAUGGACGGACUCCACAGCCGGCUACAGGAAGCGGAAACGGUGCGCAGCUCGUUGCAAAACGCACUCGCCACUGCCGAGCAGGAAACCGCGCAGCUACGGGAAACGCUCGCACUGUGCGAGCAGGCGCUGCAGCAAGAGAAGGCCACCGCGGACGAGCUGCGGGCGGCGAACGAAACCCUCGCCGACGAGCUGCAGCUGAUCCGCAAGCAGACGACGGAGCUGGACCGCAGCCAUCAGGAGCUGCGCGGGGAAUACGAACGGUGCGAGCGGGAGCAUGAGGCGCGGCUCGAGCAGCUGCGUGAGGAAGCGCUGGCGCGGGAGUUCAAGCUGAGCGACGAGCUGCGGCGGAGGGACUCGGAGAUGGACGCGAUGCGCGAGGACUACGACGAGCAGCUGGGCUCGAACUCGCAGGCAAAGGAGCAGCUCAACGUUGAGCUCAGGCGGAAGGAUCAGGAGUUGGAGGUGUUGCGCCGCGACUACGAGAAGAAGCUGCUCGAGGAGGUGCAAACGAAGGAGCAGCUUCAAGAUGCGCUCGACCGGUUGACCCGGGAGGUGGAGUCGUUGCGCCACGACUACGAGGAGAAGCUGCUCGAGGAGGUUCAGACGAAGGAACAGCUUCAAGAUGCGCUCGACCGGUUGACCCGAGAGGUAGAGGGUUACCAGCAGAAGCUGCUUGAGGAAGCACAAACCAAGGAGCAGCUCCAGGACGCGCUAGCAACGAUGACCCACGAGGCGGAGUCCGGCCGCCGGCAAUAUGUGGAACAGCAGGCGGAGCUAACACUAGCAAAGAACCAGCUUAGCGACGCCCUCGCGCAGAAGGAUCAGGAGCUUGCCCGCCUGCGGAAGUCAUGCGACGUGCAGCACACGCAGAAAACACAAACCGAGCAACAGAUAGACAGUGUCAUCCGGCAGAAGGACGAAGAACUGGAGGCGCUCUGUCAAGGGUACGAGAACCAGCUCGCGAACGGCCGGCAAGUGAAGGAACAGCUGGAGCAGACGCUCGCGCAAAAAGAUCGCGAGCUGGAAGAGCAGCUGGCAGCGACGGCGCAGCUUAGGGAGCAGCUGACCGACGCGCUCCGGCGGAAGGACGAAGAGUUGGAAACGCUGCGUCAACGACAGCCGGACGAGCUCCUGCAGCACGCGAAACUUGAGGCGGUGAGGCAGGAGUACGAAGCGCAGCUCGCGGACGUGAAGCACUCCAAGGAGCAGCUGAACGAGGCGCUCCGGCGGAAGAACGAAGAGUUGGAGACGCUGCGCGAGCGGCUGGAAGAGCAGAUGGCGAACCCGGGUGCGCUCAGCAAGGAUCAGCUUGACGAGCUGCAGGACGCAGAGCUGGAGGCGGUGAGGCAGGACUACGAAGCGCAGCUCGCGGACGUGAAGCACUCCAAGGAGCAGCUGAACGAGGCGCUCCAGCGCAAGGACAAGGAGCUGGAGUCGCUGCGCAAAACGUACAAGGAGUGCUGCGAGCAGCAGGACGUGCUGGGCCGUAACCACUUCCAGGAGCUGAACGCGCUGCAGCAGAAGCUACUCGAGUCGGUUGGGGAGCGAGUCGCGCUGCAGCAGACCGUCGACGGUAUGUCCGCCGAGUCGGAGCGCCUCCGGGCGCGGAUCGCGUCGCUCGAGCGGCAAACGAGCGAGAACCUGACGAACACGUCCAUCCUGUCGUCGCUGAACGAGGCGCUGAACGAGGAGCUGGAUCAGCUGCAGGAGCGCAUGCAGGCGGGCGGUGGCGACGGCGAGGGCAGUUGCGCCCUGGAGCAGAUGCUCCGCCAGAAGAACGAAACGAUCGAGCAGUUGCGGGCGCAGCAGCAGCUGAUGCAGCAGGAAAUCACCGACCUGAAGGUGAAGGCGGGCAAGCUGUUGCGCAAGCUGAAGGAAACCCGGGCGCGAUGUGACGUGCUGGAGGAAGCGGCCACGGCAACGACCUCGCCGUCCGAUGGGUGGGACGUGGACGUGCCGGCCUCCACAACGUCGCUGCCGGAGGACGAGUCACGCUCGAGUGCGGCCGAGGCGGAACGUGCGAAGCUUCUGGCCGAGAAGGAGGCGCUGCUCGCCAAGCUGGACACGCUCGAGACGGCGUGCGAGAAGCUGACCGAGCUGAAGGAGCACCAGGAUAGGCAGAUCGAAGCGCUGCGCACCGCGUCCCAGGAGCCGGAGGUGUUGCGCGAUCGCCUCCAGCACAUGACGGCCGCCCUGCAGACGCGCGAGUCCGAGCUGAUGCAUCUGAACGCGCAGCUGGAGCAACUGUCCGGGGUGGCCGAACAGGCCGAGCAGCUACGCGGCCAGCUGAGCGAGCUGGAACAGCGCGCCGCGAUCUCGUCCGCACCAACAACGUCAACAUCACCAACCUCCGAGCUCGUGGAAACGCGACUCGCCGAACUGGAGCACCGCAAUCGGUUGCUCGAGGACGAAAAGUCCGAGAUGGGCCGCGAGCUGGAGGCCCUGAACCAGCAGAUCCUGCUCGACCUGCAGUUCGAAGACCGGCUGCACAAGGCGACGCUCGAGCUGGACGCGAAAAACGUCGAGCUGCAGAUGCUGCGUGCGACGCUCGAACAGAUGCAGCUGGCGGCGCCGACCGAACAGGUGUCGGCCCCAGUUCCGGUGCCAACGACCACGGCUUACGAGCAGCAGAUCGCCACACUCGAAGCUCGCGUGCUCGAGCUCGAGCAGCAGAAGGCCUUCUACGAGCAGCAGCUGCUGGAUGCGGCCCCGAUCGAGGCACUCGACUACGAGCGCGCCGUGGAGCAGCCCGCCGAGGUCGUGCCGGCCGAUGCGAAGGUCCGCGAGGUGCUCGAACGGCAGGAGCUGGAGAUAGUGACGCUGAAGGAGCAGCUCGCGGUCCGCAGCGCCGAAUACGCCCGGCUCGCGGCGCACGUCGAUCCAACGCGAUUGCUUGCGCUCAUCAACAGUGGCGGCGUGUCACCACCCUCUUCCGGACAGCAGCAGCAGCAAAGUGCCGAUUCGCGAGACUCCCGGGCCGAGCUGGAGCUCGCCCUCUACAUGAUCUACCAGCGGGACAUGCGCUGCGACGAGCUGGAGCUCGAGCUACGCAAUCUGCUAGAGGAGCGGGACGCACUGCAGCUGCGACUCUCGAACGCGCUGCGCAUGCACGAGGAGUUCCGGUUGAAGUGUGCCACCGUUCCGACCGGCGGAGACGCAACAGAGUAUGGAACAUCCGGCGAGUGUUCGAUCGAGUCGUCCCCGGAGCGGCCGGCAACGGCGUCCACCGAUGAUCCCCGGCCGACGUCGAGCAUGUCGACGGCCGCCGACUCGCCCGACCUGAGCUCGAAGCUGUCCGAGCUGCACUCGAUCAGCUACUCGAAGGAGAAGCGCUGGCAGGAGGAGCGCGAGGACCGGAACCGCCAGCUGACGCUGAUACAGCGCGACCUCGCCAACAUGCCGCUGGAGGCGGCCGCCAAGAUAACCGGCACGGACGUCGUCGCGGACGCAGACACCUCCUCGCAGCAGAGCGCCUCCAGUGUGCUGCUGAACUGGAUUCUGGGCAAAAAGUAAACACACACACACGCCGGACCCUGAUGAGUUCCUUCAUAGAGUUGCCCGUGAAAACCGAAUUGCUACCUUCAAGGCCCUGAUGUCCCCCUGCUUCAUCACGACUCUCUUUGUCGGAGGGCCAUCCAAAACGCCCUGCUUCGAGGGUUUCCAUCAGGGCGCUGAAGACAGCAGGGUUUUUAGUCGGGUGGUUUCAAAACCAAAACCUGCGAGCUGUUGUAAAACCGAUUGUUGUUCAUCUGCUCUGUAGCCAUACGAAGGCGGUACGCUGAUCUUUCGUUUGUUGGCGUGUGGCGGAAAUCGUCAACCAACCAAGUGUUACACCUUCUACCACCAACUUUUAACCGAUCUUCCGUAACUGUGAACCAUAGAACCGAUCCCAUCUAAAGCAAGAGUGUAUUCACUUAACCCGUUUAAGGGAAAAGGGCUUGUACGCGUUUGUUUUGAUUGGGUGUUCAAAGCUCCGGUAAUCACCGUAUCGAAUCGGAACGGAAGUUCAGUAAAAAAAAGGUGUUACAAGGUGUAUCACACAUUUAUGUAUCUUUUGUGCAGUUACUUUUAGGUAUCCACUUCAUAUCCUAUUUGAACGUUAUAGUCGUUUUCUUUAUAUCUUUAUAUAUGAUUUCGUUUUGUUCACUGUACUCCCCCCCGAAGCUUAGGAAAAUGUUUAAUUUUUUGUAAUGUAUUAUGCGUACGCAACUGGCAAUAUGUUGUAUAGGUAAAUAAAAU
Messenger RNA from Anopheles coustani, 8726 nucleotides. RefSeq names its product protein lava lamp. The record is from RefSeq and is a predicted model, not a curated record. Lineage: Eukaryota; Metazoa; Arthropoda; Insecta; Diptera; Culicidae. Bases 129 to 8000 code for a protein of 2623 amino acids. The transcript has 7 exons.